AUACAUUCUUGAAAAAAUAGUUUGGUUUAUUUUUGUAUGUAAAAAAGAAUUUAAGAUGUGAAUGUGAAUUGUAUAGUUUUGUGGAUAUUAUUACCAACUGCGCUGUUCUGUACUGUUGGAUAAAAAACUACAUACAUUUGUAUUGGCUUCCAGCAAUGGUGAAGUGGCGACGUUCCGAUGUCGCGACGUCUGCCUUCUUCACAACGUCGCCUUCCGCCGUUAGAUAACAAUCCUUAUCAAGCUACAACAUCCGCAAUACCGCCAAAUUCUCACCCUCAAACGUCAGCACAUCAUCACGCCCAUCAUCAUUCAAGUCACUACAGCAACCAUCCUAACCAAUACCAAAAACAAUGGCGUAACAGUAUACGCAAUAGUUACCGAAAGUCACCCCAAACGACAACGAUAGAUAUCGGAUUUAGUGACGAUACAACCGACACACAAGGCUAUGAUUACUACUAUGAGAAGAACGGGUUUCAACAUAGCCCGUUACGAGAGUCCAGGAAUACCGACGUCACGUUUUCAGAUGACAGUGGUUCCACCAGAUUGCCAUAUUUCGAAUUUGAUGACGAGUCUAACAAAAGGUACUCAAGAACCACGACAUCGGAUAGAAGUUUUAAAAGACCAAAACCUUCGCCUGAUAGACGGCCCAAUCAGACUCUAAACCUGAAAGAUUUGCGAAAGGUGUAUCCUAAUCAAGAGCCCAACUGGGAUCAACUAUAUCAAGAAAUACCGACUCCAUGUGAUAAUAUACCUGUAAAUAAUUUUCCUAGGGGGAUACCUACUAGAUCAUCUGACAGACCGCAGAGCUCUAUGAGUUCAGGUGUCACAAGUGCAAUAGUUCACGGUUGUGGUGGAAGGUGUCAAACUUUUGAGAACGUUUGUUAUUUUUUCCUACAAUUAAUUUUUACCAUGGGCAUCUUGAUAGGAGUGUCACUGUAUAUAGCCGGUAUAGUGCUGAGGAAAUCUGCUGCUCGUAAUCUACAGGUUCUCAUGUACAUAGGAAUUCUUCUUAGUCUUGUAUGUGGACUGUUACUGGGCAUUCAGUACGAUGCUAGAAACACGGCUAGAAAGAGAAAAAGAGCUAUACAAAUGGCAAAAAGAGCUCCCAUUCCCAUGGAAAAUUUGCAUUUGAGGAGUAAUCCUUUACACCAACCAGUUCCGGGAUGGAAUGUUUCACUUAGCAGGAGCUCCCGAUUGCCACAAGUCCACUCCAUCGAAAAUCGGCCUUUACCUCUUCGACCUACGGAAAGGGAUUCUCCGACAAUUGAAGAACCGGGUAUUCCGUGGUGGAGACGAAAAGAUCUCGCAUCGAAUUAGCAUAGUUUAUUUGUAAAAUUUGUACAAAGAAUGUAUUUGUAACAUAAGACUGAUCGGAGCUUUUAAUAUUUAAUUCAUAAACUACAUAUAGACACAUCGUACCUUCGCUCAAACAGUGUCAUAAGUCAAAAAAGCAAAGUAUCUAGAAAUCGACGUUUAAAAUGUGUGCUAGAAUUUUUCCGGGUUUAAUUCAAAAACUGUUAAAAUUAGUGUAAUAACUAUUUUAGUCAGUUACAAAGGUUUUUGAAGCUCUAAAAAUAGUGUAUUAAUUCUGCUAAAAAUGUUUAAAAAUUAUAUUUUUUUUAGUUGUGACACUAUACAGAUAAAAUAACGAAAAAUUUUCGAAAUAUUAUUUAUUAAAUGUGGCUCUUGCAGUACCGAAUAUAAUAUCAUUAUUAUUAUCUGGUUAACUGGCUUAUACUUUUUAAUGAUGUAACUUUAAAUACAAUUAACAACAUUAAACAAAAAAUACUGCAAAAAGAAAGAUAAAUAAGUGAUAAAUGUGUCACUUUUCUUGAGCACAUACGCAGAUUGUUUUGAAUAAAGUAGUCACAUAUACUGUCUUAACUCGACAAACGACGCUUUAUAAAUAUCUUAGACGGACAAAUGCCUUGCACAAGUCGAUAUGUGACACUGCUUAUGUUCGGUGCACCGUUGAUUUUGGUUAAUCAUAUAAUGACUCUACUGUCAUCUAGCGACAAAUACAUGAACUAUAAACGUAACACUUUUUCAGAUAAGACUUUGUAGUUUUAUUAAACUGUUGGUGCAAUAAAACCUUAUUUAUUUAUUUUUUUAGUUGUGAUACUAUUUGAGCGCAGGUGUGACAUGAGUCUUGAUGAUAUUUUAUUUAGUAAAAUGUAAUAAUUUAGGAUUAAAAUAAUUUGAAGUGUUGAUUGAGUUAAAUAUUGAAAGUUUAAUGCCAAAUGUAAAAAGGUUUGUAGGAUUGUAAAUUAACACCUACCUCAGUGACAGUAACACUUAUGUGUCCAUAUGAGUUAUUACCGAAUUAUGAUAUUUCCGUAAUAUAUAAUACAACUUGACAUUGAUUCCACUACUAGUUUAGAGCACUUAAUAGCACUUAUAAUUUUUUCUUUGAUAAUGCAAUUCAUCUUUUAGCUAAAGGUUUAUUGACAAUGUGCCAUAAGUUCUCAAUUGGAUUUAGGUCUGGUGAAUUACUUUUACUUUAUUUGCCAGCAUAAGUCUUUUUCAUUGCUCCGUCAUAUAGUUUCAUGAAUAUAACAAUCCUUCUAUAGUAUUUUGAGAAUUCAUCAUGCCUUUAAUAGAAACUAAGCUUCCAGUGUCAGUUGUUGCGAAAAAAAUCCAAAACAUCUCUUCAGAAGGGUAUUUUAAAGUCUGUUGGAUAUUCAUGUCAAUUACAUAAUUCAAACAGUAUGGUCCCGUUAUAUUUGUUUUCUUAUCGUCCGUUUCAUAAUUACAAAAUUAUGUGGAGAAGGAUUCCAACUAAAACGUGAGUAGGUAAUUUGGCUAGCUCAUAUGGACAUGAAGAUAAACAUUCUCUAGUCUAGAUAAAAUGACUCACAAGUGCCACGAAGUUAAAGAAUCAUAUUUUGAUUAACGUCUUAAGGUACGUAUCCAUACGUACCUUAAUGAUCGAUUAAUUACGAUAUGUACCUUAACAUCUAGAUAAUAGUUAUAGACCAGGACGCAUCUGUAAAAAUAUUAGUACAUUGGGAUGUUGAGAGGUGACUCAUAUUUUUUGCAGAAAUUGCUUUAAAAUAACUCAUAUAAUAAUAUUUGAAUUAUCCUCCCACUCAAAAAGGUCCGGAACAUUGUUUAAAUAAUCAAAAUGUCAAAAAGUUAAGGAAAAAUUCGAUUUUUUUUCGUUUUUUGAUUAUAAGUUUAAAAGUGUCCAUUUUAGAGAAAAGUUGCACCGACAUAAAAGUUGCGUAAUUAAAUUUCCAACAAUAUAGGAUUAAUUGAAAAUUUUAUAAAUUGUCACCCUUGCUGCAAAAUAGCAAUAAAUUCGAAAAAACCAUAAAAAACAAGUAUUCGCAUUUUACGUUUUUCAACCAUGUAUGCUACACUUAGGACCUUCAUAUUUCACCCAGAAAAACUUUAUGAUAUGGUAAAACAAUACUGUAAAUUUCAUUAAGAUCGGUUUAAUAGAUUUUGCAAAAUAAAUUUUGCAAUCCAGCUUUCGCAAAAAAAAUUAAUAUUUUCAAAAUGUUGCAACUCUGAAAAUAAAGCAGACAGCAAGUUGAAUUUUUUUACGUAUAAAAGAAUACUCUACCUUUCGUUUGCAAUUUACAAAAUUAAAAUCGGUUAACUACCACUUCGUCAGGAAUUUGAUAAUAAAUUUUAAUUUUUAGUACAUUUCGAAAUAAAUAAAUAAAUUUGUUUAUUGCAAAAUAAAAACACAUACUCUGUCCUUUGAAAUAAUACUUUUUGUAGCCAAAACUUUCUUUGUUCAUAUAUUUUAAAUAAAUUGUAUUAUUUUUAAACACAUGCAAUUGUUUAAAUAAUUUUUCACAAACAAUAAUCAAAUUAGUUUGAUUUUUGUGGAAUUAAAAUAUGAACAUACAACAAAAUAUAGAGUAGGAAAAUAAUAUAUUAGAUAAAUAUUGGAAGCAAUUUUGGUGGAAAUCAACUUAUGUGAAUCGAACACCGCUGUCCUGCGCGUAGCACAAAAAAUUAAUGUUUGUUUAAAAAAAUUCCUGACGCCGUGGUAGUUAACCGAUUUUAAUUUUGCAAGUUGCAAAUGAAAGGUACUGUAUUCUUCUAUUUGAAAAAAAAAUUUAACUUGCUAUCUGCUUUAUUUUCAGUUCUGUAACAUUCUGAAAAAAUGAAUUUUUUUGCGAAAGCUGGAUUGCAAAAUUUAUUUUGCAAAAUCUAUUGAACCGAUCUUAACUAAAUUUACAGUAUUGUUUUAUCAUAUCAUAACGUUUUUGUGGGUGAAAUAUGAAGAUCCUAAGUUUAUCAGAAAUGGUUGAGAAACGUAAAAUGCGAAUACUUGUUUUGUUAUGUUUUUUUUAGCAAUUAUUGCUAUUUUGCAACAAAUUUAACAAUUUUAGAAAAUUUUAACUAAUCUUAUAUUGUAGGAAAUUUAAUUACGCAACUUUUAUUUUAGUGCAACUUUUCUCGGAGGUGAAUACUUUUAAAGUUAUAAUCAAAAAACGAAGAAAAAAUCGAAUUUUUCCUUCAUGUUUUGACAUUUUGAUUAUUUAAACAAUGUUCCGGACCUUUUUGAGUGGGAGGAUAACUCAAUUUCUGCAAAAAAAUUAGAGUCACCUCUCAACGUCCAUCUCAAAACAGAUCCGCCCUGGACUAUUAUAGUAUUGAUGUGUUCCUACUAAAUCCAUUAUACGUCAUUUAUUAACUGCUAAUUUUACGGUUUUCAUUUUCACAGCUAGCAUUGAUUUGGCUGAGUUGGGCAGUCAAAAUAGCAGAAAACAAGAAAUAAUGAAAAUAUCAGGUUAUUUAGUGUGACCUACAUAACAUAAUGUCUUUUGAAAUAGCGAAAGCUGAUAAAGGGAUCUCCUGGAGUUUUAUAUCCAAAUGUUGUAUUAAUUUGAUAACUUCAUGACGCAAUACUAAUCUCUCAAACUGAAGAUGAUUUAUAACGCAUGCUGCAGCAAUUUAAUGUAAUCGCUAGAAAAUUUAACAUGUAAUUUCCCCAAAAAGACCAAAUGCAUGGAUGUAACAGUAAAUCGAAUAAGAUGUAAAUUAGAGCUGGAGGGUCAGAUAAUAGAACAAGUCAUGGUGUUUAAAUAUCUAAGCAUCACACUAUCUAGCUACGGAAAGCUCAAAACAGAAGUGGAAGAUCAGGUGAAUAAAGCAAACUGAGCUGCAAGUUGCCUGAAUGAAACAAUAUGGAGAAAUAAAAAUAUCGGAAAAGAAGUGAAAGGCAGGAUUUACAAAACAGUCAUCAGAUCAAUAAUGAUAGACGCGGCAGAAACACGACCUGAUACAGAAAGGACAAGAAGAAUGCUAGAAACAGCAGAGAUGAAAACCCUUCGAUAAAUCGAUGGUAAGAUACUAUCCGUAAGAAUAGUUGAAUGGAACGACCACAUAAGCCGAUUGACAACAAAUAGACGAUCAGUGGGAAUUUAUUCUGAUAGGUUUCUAUUGGUCAGAAUCUCUAUGAAUGAAAGAAUCAAAAUAAUCACAAUUAAAUGUUUCGCUGUGUGGUCAAACGACCCAUGUAUUAACGCUUGUUGAUGUUUGAAUAGGUAGCGUAGUUACGGAAUUUCGAAGCAAUUCUUGAUUCUGUGGGGAAAUAAAAAGAUGAUUGAUGUGAUGGCGUAUAAUGGUUUUUGUAGGAAAAUGAUUAGUAAAGUCCCUACUAGAUUUUUUCUUACGUUUUCUUGUAAUUUUAUUAUUUACAGAGCUUAUACAAAAAAUCGCUAUCGUUUCAUCAUUUGUUGAAUCUGAUUUGUAGAAUUCGUCAGAAUACAUAAACUUUGAAAGUUUUCAAUUAUUUCAUGUCAUUUACACUCAAAAUUUGUGGUGAGUGGUGAUGCAGCUGCUGUUUUAAAAAUAUUAUUAUUGUCAAAGGCUGCAGCUAUCCAGGAAUGUUUUCAUGAUUUGAAAGAUCAUUGUGGACUUUUCAAUUCGCGAUCGUAUUUUCUCCUUGUGAAAGUUGACAUGGUGAUGUUUAAGUAAUAAAAGAAGAAAAUAAGAAUUACAGCACAAUAGCCACCAGCGCCAUCCUCAGAUUAUAUCACCUUUUGGUAGUUAGGUAUAAUCAGCCGUGUGAUGGAUGACCAAAGUUAUCGUUAACGUAAAGUUAUCCUGUAGUUAAGUUAUAAUCCUCUAAUUGGUGUGAUGUAUCACAUUUUACUUAACUACUUGUGUUAUUUCUUGACAGUUCUUGUGUUAUCUGAUAUAUGAACUGUCACUUUAUAAUGCGACGUUAAACCUCAAGUUAUGACUAGUUAUGAGAUAACUCUGUAGUUAUGUAAGGUUAGGUUCAUCUUUUGACUUGGUUUUAGACAAAAAUCAAGUGAAUUUAGAAGCUAAUAAUUUAAUAAUUAAGAAUAGAAGGGAAAUACAAUUUUAAAAAUUAAUGCAAAAAUCAAAUCGAGAGAUAUAAGUUAAAAUUUUAUUUUAAGUACCUACUGAGCUUUCUAUCCAGAGUUGCCAGAUUAUGAUAUUUUAUAAAUACUCCACUUAGAAACUGAAAUUUCCUCAAAUUGGAGCUCAAUAUCCCACAUUUAAAUUUUUGCCGCAUUUUAAUAAAUUAGAAGUCAAAUGAAGAGAACAGGAAACCAAAAGUAUACUACUUAUCAACGAGGGCCCUUGAAAUAAUUCAUAGUUCCUAUCGUCUUCGAUUAUAUGGGAGUAUAAUAUACAGUUCUAUGUACAUUCGCAAAUUUAAUUUACACCAUGACCCCUUAAAGCCCGCUAUAAUUUUCCGCCCCCAAAAAAUCCCACUACAAUUUCCGCUUAGAAAAAUUUCAAUACACGCUUUCAAAUUACCCCAAAAUUGUUAGAAAAUACACCAAUCUGGCAAUCCUGUUUCUAUCUACCGUUUGAAACACCACCGAACCCAAACAGCUGUUUGCUGUUCGGUCAUCGGCGGUGGCCGACGACGGGUAUUUACUUUUACGGUCAUCUACCCAUCCUGUAGCAUGUUCCGAACAAUCUCUUGCACUCACUCCAACUUGUACUAUUUCUACAUAAGGUUCUCUUUGUUACUUCAAACUUUGUUCCUCAAAUGAUAUUUCUAAUAUAACGUUGAAGAAAUAACUAUCUCAUAACGGUGACGGAUGCAUCACACCGAGUUUUACCUAAAUAGUUAUGGAAUCGUUAUUCCUGAUAGUUAUCUUAACUUUAACUCAAACGUUAAAGAUAACUUCGGUCAUCCAUCACACGACUGAAUAUCCCCAUUUUGGAGUUAUUGAUAUCAAAAUUGUGUUUUGAAAACACAUCAAAAACGACUACUCUGAAAGUUUUCUGCAGUGUAUCAUCAUUCUGUUUGCCUUUAAACCUUUGCCCAGCUCUGCUUUACUAAUUACAUUUCUCAAAAAAUUUCAGUCUUGUCUCCCAUUAGGUCUUUGGGUGGGACGUAUUCCGUCUAAGACCUUGCUACUCAACGAUUCCUUUAUCAUUUUGGUGUUGACCAUGUGAUAAGCAUUUUGACAUCAGUUGGUGCCACACCUUGACUUUUAAUAUACAUACAGUGCUAGCCAAAAGUCCCCUCCCCCCUCGUAAGUUUUGAACAAUUAUACUUUUAAUAUUGAAAUUUGGAGGGGGACCUAGGCUGCUCAAAUAGUCAUAUUUUUUUUUAUUUAAGCUGAUUUUGGUGAAUAAAUCAAAUAAAUACUAAAAUUGUAGUUUCGUAUUUAAUUAAUAAAAAUAUUCUAACAUCCGCCUCUGGCUAUUUGUCAAAAAAGUUAACGUUGACGUAAAAAUAACUAUACUGGUUUUUAAACAUAUAAAGUUAAAAUAACUGUUUUUAAACUAGGGGGAGUAAACUCAAAAGACAAAUUUACAUCCAAUAAUGUCACCAGAGUUGUUCUGAAGCUAUUUUCUUGUGGCAUUUUUAUAAUUACUAGUUUUGACGGGAAAUAGGUCACAAUUUUACUUAAAAAAUGAUUUUAUUAACGUUUCGACGUCCAAAUCGGAUGCCGUUGUCAAAAUACAAAAAAUAUUAAUGAAUUAAACAAAAAUGUCGCUUAGUAAAAAAUUCUUCUAAUAAUUUCUUUAAUCUGACUCAUUUAUAUCAUCCAUUCAGACAUAUAUUAUACAUUUUAAAGUAGAAGACUUUGAUAUUGCCAAUAUUUAUGAGUUGCGUUCCUGGGACGACUUUACUGAAAGAUAGUUCAUUCGAUUAUAUCAAAUCAACCCCAACUCAAGAAUAUCCGUCACAAAAAAAUCAUAACAUGUGAUCUGUCUUUAAAAAGACAAGCUGUCUUUAAAUUGCAAUUUUAUGUAAUCGAAUGAACUAUCUUUCAGUAAAGUCGUCCCAGGAAUGCAACUCAUAAAUAUUGGCAAUAUCAUUUUAAAGUCUUCUACUUUAAAAUGUAUAAUAUAUGUCUGAAUUGCCGAUAUAAAUGAGUCAGAUUAAAUAAAUUAUUAGAAGAAUUUUUUACUAAGCAACAACAUUUUUGUUUAAUUCAUUAAUAUUUUUUGUAUUUUGACAACGGCAUCCGAUUUGGACGUCGAAACGUUAAUAAAAUCAUUUUUUUAGUAAAAUUGUGGUUUAUUUCCCAUCAAAAUUAGUAAUUAUGUCACCAGAGAAUUAGCAAAUUCAUCUUCUUUUUUGGUUGAUCAUGUCGGCCUUCGACGGUAAUCCAUAAAUACUAUGUUAUACUAAUACGUCACUAGAGUUGUAAAGCCAACUGUUUUUUAUAUAUAUAUAUAUAUAACGCUAGAAAUCGCCGAUAUAACUUAAUCUAUAAAUUUGAAAUGCCAAUAGUGUCAAAAUUUCAUGAAUGUUAAUAGUGUCAAAAUUUCAUGAUUUAGUGGAGUAAACUCGCCUGCAGUUGGACCAAUUACAAACAAGCAUUACGGCGCGGUAAAUUUGAAUUAUUCGUUCUCGUUUAAAGGCGAGGUAUCGUGAAUUGAAAAACUUCAACUUUAGUCGAACGGACUUUUGGUUAGCACUGUAUAUAAAGAUAUAUUUGAAGGGCACACGGCUUAAACCAUGCAAGUCCAAAAAACAUGGUUUGUGUGAUUUAUAUUGUCUGUCGUAGGUCUCUGGUAUCUCUUUCUUUUGACUAAUCGUAACAGUGCUGCAAUGUUAAAACAAUGAAAGUCCACAAAAACACACUGUCAAAAAAGUUAGGUUAGAAUUUUUCUAUUCAUAGUAUUGUUUUGUCAAUUGCGAGUAUAGGGCUUUUCAUUCACAGUCGUUUGUUUCGAGCUUCUGUCAUGUGUCACAUAAUAUUAAUAUAUCUACGUCAUACGUUAUUGGUAUAUAUAGUAUUUUUACUACAAAAGCGAUAUUACGUAGGUCAUUGACGUAAGAGAACUGUCAAAACAUUAGAUUGUGACUUUUCAUUAUUGCCAUGUUUAUAAUAAACAUGACAAUAAUGAAAAGUCACAUUCUAAUGUUUUGACAGUUCUCUUACGUCAAAAAUUUUGACCUACGUAAUAUCGCUUUUGUAGUAAAAAUACUAUACCAAUGACACAAACCAAAGACGUAUGACGUAGCUAUAUUAAUAUUAUGUGACACAUGACAAGCUCGAAACAAAUGACAAUCGAUGAAAAGCCCUAUUACUGACGAUGUUCGUAAAUCUUGUUAUAAUAUAGAAAAUAUCACAUUAAACUAAAUAUUAUUAUGGAGUGCACAAAUACCAAAAAGCGGAAAUCCACUGGGCGAAUGAGGGACGUGGUGAAAAAGCUUAAAUUACAAGAACAUGAGACUGGGGAAAGUUGUGAAUACAAACGCUUCCAGUGUUUCAAAAAUACAUCCGACGCAGAGCGGCAAUCUAUUGUGACUGCGUUCAAUUUAUUGAAAACAAGGUAUGAACAAGACAGUUAUCUUUGUGGUCUCAUAACCACACUUGACAUACAACGUAGAAGACCGAGAAAACCGAAAGAAACUGCUACAUUAAGAACCACGGCUUACUGCCAUAAAAUACGAAUUGGAGGCGAUCAUGUAAGUGAAACACCAGUAUGCUAUAAAGCAUUUCUUUCCAUGCAUGACAUUUCUAGCCAGAGGCUACAAUAUUUGCAAAAUAGCUUAAAAACGGAUGGUACUAUUCCUAGAGACAAACGGGGAUGUCAUUCUAAAAGUAAUAAACUUUCAUCAGAAACCGUUUCCUUAAUGAAGCACCAAAUUGAGACUAUACAGAAGACAUCUGGGUGUAAAAGACAUUACAAUUUACAUGAGAGCCAGAGGAUAUAUCUCUCUGAUGAACUGAAUGUAAGAAAACUCUGGGAUCACUACAUUGAAAAAAAUCCAGACAAUAAAGUAUCAUAUGAAGCAUAUAGGAAAUACUUUAAUGAAAAUUUCAACAUUUCUUUUGGCUCUCCGAGGAUGGACACUUGCUCCUCUUGUGAUCAAUUUUUGGCAGAAAUUAAAUGUAUAAAUUCUCAACUAAGAACAUGUACAGGUGAAACUGUGAAAGAAGAAUUUAAUCAAGAGAGUAAAAAAUUGGAAGUAGAAAAUAAACUACAUAUAUUAAAGGCAGAGAAAUUUUAUGCAAUAAAAAAGAGUGCUAGAUUGUGUGCUCGCAAAGAUAAUACUGUAACUAGUAUAACUAUGGAUUUUCAAAAAAAUUUGUAUAUUGCAAACAUCACAACGAAUGAUGUUUAUUAUAAACGACAACUUGUCUAUGAUGAAACAACGGGUAAAAAAGGUGCCGAUGCUGUGGUUUCACAUUUACUUGACUUUGGGGUCUGUAUAUUCUGUGACUCAUGUGGGGGUCAGAAUAAAAAUUAUACAGUUUUUAGAUUUCUUCACUAUGUGGGCCAUGCCUGCCAUCGCUUUACAGAAAUUAUUGUUGUAUUUCCUAUCCGUGGCCACUCUUAUUUAGAGUGUGACCGCAAUAUGGUUUUCAUUAAUCAGAAAGCACGGAUUGAGUUACUUAGGGAGUGGGCACAGCACAUUAGAGAGUCUAGAAAGAAACCUAAACCAUUCAAUGUCAAGGAAUGUACUACAAAUUAUUUUAAAUCUUGGACUGAAUUUCUGACUCCUUUUUACAAAAAAAGUGCCCCUUUGGAAGCAGACCUUUAAGACAGUUGAAAAUUGAUGUUAAUCAUGGAAGGUUAAUCUUUUACAAAGAAAAUUACAGUGGCCCAUGGUUGUCAAGCACAAUUAACAGUCCUCAUCAACUGCGGUUGACAAAAAAAAACAAUAAUGAAUUUUCACUACCACAGCAGGCUUACACAGGCAAACUGCCUAUUCCUGAGCUGAAGUUCAAAGAUAUUCAGGCUUUGAAAAUAUUUUGUUCUCAAUCAGCCAAGGACUAUUAUGAUAGUUUACCUCAUGCCAACAAUGUCAGAGAUGAUGAUAACUAAUGUUACUGAUAAUGUUUACAGACCAAUGAAAAGCCUGGACUUUCAUUGAUUUUACAUAUGACACACCACCUUUGUUAGUGUUUUUUUAUUUUUUCAAUAAAAUACUUUUAACACAAAAUGUUAAACUUUUCAUUUUUAUGAAAAGAUUUUUUAUUAUACUAAGAUUUAUCUUGACCAAUUUUAUAGAUAUCAGUCCCUAAAUUUACAAUUUAAGUUUUCUCAUAAUAAUAUCAGAAGGACUUUCAUGGUUUAAGCCGUGUGCCCUUCGUAUGUAAUCGCUUUUGUUACCUUUUUAUUUUGAUAUAUGUUUGUGGUGUUUUAAAGUAUCAAAUCAAUAUUUUUGUAAAUAGUUUAAGAGUGUAACUCGUUAGUAUUUUUGUACCAGUGUAUUUUUACAAUUUUAGAGAACAGAGUGUUACUAUCUAUAUAUUUUGGUAAAUAGUAUACAUACAUUUGAAUGUAAUAUAAAUUAUUUUUAUUCUCGAA
Molecule: messenger RNA, 11733 nt
Organism: Diabrotica virgifera virgifera (western corn rootworm)
Lineage: Eukaryota; Metazoa; Arthropoda; Insecta; Coleoptera; Chrysomelidae
Exons: 7
Coding region: 178-1317 (379 amino acids)
Source: RefSeq, a predicted model, not a curated record